AUGGCCGCGCCGCUCCGGCUCAGCGCCAUUGCCGGCAGCCCGCACCUGCGCAUGAUGGCGUCGGGCGCUCGCGCCUUCUCCGCCGCGUACAUCAAGGGCACGGUCAACGACCCCACGACGUACCCGCCGCCGUCUGCCGCGCACGGCUCGUACCACUGGGCCUUUGAGCGUGGCCUCUCCGUCGCGCUGCUGCCGCUCAUCGCCGCCGGCGCCGUCAAGCACGGCGCGUCGGGCGUGCUCGACGGCGUCCUGGCGCUCUCGCUCGUCGUGCACUCGCACAUCGGCUUCGACUGCAUCAUCGCAGACUACCUGCACAAGCGCAAGUUCCCCGUCAUUGGCCCCGCGACGAGCUGGACGCUGCGCGCUGCUACCGUUGCGUCGCUCGUUGGCCUGUACGAGUUCAACACCAACGACAUCGGCCUGACGGAGCUGAUCGCGCGCGUGUGGACCGCCUGA
Molecule: messenger RNA, 456 nt
Organism: Tilletiopsis washingtonensis
Lineage: Eukaryota; Fungi; Basidiomycota; Exobasidiomycetes; Entylomatales
Exons: 3
Coding region: 1-456 (151 amino acids)
Biological process (GO): tricarboxylic acid cycle; mitochondrial electron transport, succinate to ubiquinone
Cellular component (GO): membrane; mitochondrial envelope
Molecular function (GO): heme binding; ubiquinone binding
Source: RefSeq, a predicted model, not a curated record